AUGAAUAUUAAUAUGAAUAGAUGUGAAGAUUGUGGAAAUAUACACCCUAGAUAACCUUGUGCUGCUUAACCGGUCAAAUUUAUUUGGUAUUAUUGUGAAUAUUCAAUAGGCCAUAAGAAGGUAAAGAGGUAUUGUUAUUUGGAUCAUGGAAUCUCUUCUAAGUGGGGACUAAAUUAAUUGGAAAUAAAUGCACUUUAAAUUUGGCAGUUGGACAAUAUGAAUAUAAGUUCUUGGUAGAUAAUUAAUGGAGAUAUCUGUAGAAUCAAGAGACUGUGAAUGACAAUCAUGGAUCAUAUAAUAAUAUGGUAAAAGUUAUAAUGAUUACAGAUAUAAGUGCUUCCUAAAAGAGCAUAUCAGAUCUUUGAAUCAAACGCAAAACCUUUGAUAAGACUGUUUGAGGUAGCUGAUGAAGUGAUUGGAUCAUGGGAUAAUUGGAGUUAACCAAUCAAAUUAUAAAAGCGAUAUAACUAAUUCAAACUAUGCGAUGAAUAUUACACAUAUGUCGAUUUAUAAGAAGGACGAUAUGAAUUCAUAUUUAAAAGGGGAAGUCAAUACUUUCAUGAUAGUUGCCAGCCAACCAUAAUGAACUCCUUUGGAAGGAAAAAUAACAUCAUGGUUGUUUUAAUAAAUAGAACUGAAUCGUAAGAACUAGAUUUCAAUAAUGUUUAUUGGACCAAACAUGAUUUAUUAUAUCAUACAUUUGAUCACAUCUAUGGACACACAAUGACAAGCAUUGGGAAUUCAUUCUAUAUUUUUGGUGGGGCUCCAAGUAGAAAUGAAAUGUAUAAACUAACAUUUGGAGAUCAUCAAUUGAAUUUAGAAGAAACUGAAGGAGAAAUGCCAAGACCAAGAGCUUAUCAUAAUGCAUUAGCAUAUGGAGAUAAGAUAUUAUUCUUUGGUGGCGUGGAUGAACAUAAUAUCUUGAAUGACCAUUUUGUGUAUGUGACAUCAGCCAAAACUUGGUAUUUGGCUAAAACUGAUAAGAAAUGGACCGAGAGAGAAAGAGCUAGUCUAACGUUUUAUGCUUAAGAAGAAUUAGUAAUACUUUUUGGUGGAUAUUAUUUAUCCCCUGAUCUUGAAGUUGAGUUGAUAUACAAUGAUGUCUAUUAUAUGAACAUUUAGAACAUGCAAUGGGUGAAACUGAACGUUAACAAUUAACCAUAACCAAGAUAUGGACAUAGUGCAAUCUAAGUUAAUGAGAAGAUGUACAUAUUCUGUGGGAAAAAUUAAGAUGAAUAUUUUAAUGAUAUAUGGGUGUUGAACUUCGAAAGUGUUUAAUGGUAAUAGAUCCAAACUCAAGGGGUUGCUCCUGAACCAAGAUACGGCCAUACAACCAAUUUGAUUAAAUCUAAAAUUUGUAUUUUCGGUGGUAGAAAUAGCAAAUCUAAUCGACUGAAUGAUCUACAUUUAUUCGAUUUCAUAACAAAUACAUGGAUCACACCUACUUAAUAUGGUUAAAUGCCAUCUCCAAGAUAUUUUCAUGCGGCAGAUAUUUACAAUGGGGAAUAAUUGUGGAUCUUGGGAGGAAACAUUGGGCUUAAGUAAUUAUGAACUAUUAUUUUCAGACGCAAUGAACAUUUCUACAUCAUGAAUUUUGGAAAGCAAGAGGACCAAACAUAAGUAUAAUAAUAAAUAUAAUAACAACAACAAUAACAAUAACAACAACAAAAUCAUUGAAAGAACAGUAAAUCCA
Molecule: messenger RNA, 1693 nt
Organism: Paramecium octaurelia
Lineage: Eukaryota; Ciliophora; Oligohymenophorea; Peniculida; Parameciidae
Source: the annotation of a GenBank genome assembly